AUGGCCGAGGUCGCAUCGCAUUAUUCGAAGCUCCGCAUGCCCGAUGACAUGGUGAUGGCGAUGCUACGGCCGCUGCCGAUCAAGUUGAUCGAUGCCGAUGCCGGGCUCUGCUGGGAAGCGGGCCGGCUGCGCGGAUUGACGGUCGAAGCCGGCCUGUCGCUCGGCGAUCGCUUCUGCCUGGCGCUGGCGAAGCGCGAGAAGCUGCCCGCAUGGACCGCCGACCGGAAAUGGCGCGACAUCGCCGACGCGGUCGGCGUGAAGGUCGUUGCCAUUCGCUAA
This is a messenger RNA of Sordaria macrospora k-hell, 279 nucleotides long. The record is from RefSeq and is a predicted model, not a curated record. Lineage: Eukaryota; Fungi; Ascomycota; Sordariomycetes; Sordariales; Sordariaceae.